AUGGGCAGCACACACUCCAAGAAGGACUCCGAGGACACUACCAGUCGGGCAUCCGACGGGAUCUGCUGCGUGGUGCCACGGCCGCCACGACUCUCCACCAUCCUGCGGAUGCUGCGGCGCCACCUGGGUCCGGCCCAGAACAAGCCGAAGAAGAAGCAAAAGAGCGUGGCCAAGCGACGGGCCCUGCUGCGACCAAUGCCCAGAUGCUCCUCCUUUGGCUCCUGCGGCACCCUGCUGACGCCCACCAAGCGUUGCCCCACCACCGGCUCCAGGGCUAUAUCCACCGCCGAUCUGCAUUACGCCCAGUGGAAGUGCAUGUUCGAGCAGGAUCAGCAGCAGCACAACACCAGCGAGACCCUCUCCGGCCAGACCACGCCCCGGGGCUUCCCCUCGCACACGGACCCCAGCCGCUGCCUGGUGCCCGAGGAGCCGCUGUCCUCGCUCCACUGCCCCCUGUACGACUACGUGGGCGACCUCAAGGUGCGCCGCCGCCUCAGCCUGCGCACUCCGCUCCGCCGGCCCGCCUCCACUCGGCACCGGACCCAGGCCCAGGCCCAAGACCAGGCCCGCGCCCGCCUGGAGGCCCAGCUGGAGAGGGAGCUGCGCGACCUGGAGGAGUACUACGGCGGAUUCCACUUUUCGCAGCGUGGCGAGCGGUUUGUGCGCAUCUGA
Messenger RNA from Drosophila persimilis, 672 nucleotides. RefSeq names its product protein nullo (gene nullo). The record is from RefSeq and is a predicted model, not a curated record. Lineage: Eukaryota; Metazoa; Arthropoda; Insecta; Diptera; Drosophilidae. The transcript has a single exon. Bases 1 to 672 code for a protein of 223 amino acids.